CUCUCUCUCUCUAUUACAAAAGACUAAACACGUGCACGACCCGCAUUUCCAGGUCUUCAUCGGAAUUAAAAGAAUCCAUGAAUGGCACAUCUCGUUAAUUCUUUACAAUCCCAAUGGCAAAUUCCCACCCAUACCCCAAUAUUUAGCUCGCUCGCCUUCUAAACCCCUCAAAUCCUCCGUCCUCGUUCAAUUAUUUCGACUCUCAUCUCAUCAUUUCACUCAUUAAAAACCCAACCCGGUCCAAUCAAACCGGCCCAAAUAAAUCCAACCCCGGUUCAACCGGUGCUUUUUUGUCAAUUUUUCCGGUGGAGCUGGGUGGGAGUUGGUUGAUAGACGGCGUCGUAUCUGUCUUUUUUUUUUUCAUUACAUGACGUCGGGGACGAGGCUUCCGACAUGGAAGGAAAGAGAGAACAACAAGCGGAGAGAGCGGCGGCGGAGGGCGAUCGCCGCCAAGAUCUUCGCCGGACUGAGGAUGUACGGGAAUUUUAAGCUCCCCAAGCAUUGCGAUAAUAACGAAGUCUUGAAAGCUCUCUGUAACGAAGCCGGUUGGGUCGUUGAAGAAGACGGCACCACUUACAGAAAGGGAUGCAAGCCUGCUGAACGCAUGGAUAUUAUUGGUGGUUCUGCAACAAUGAGCCCUUGCUCAUCAUACCAACCAAGUCCUGGCGUAUCAUACAAUCCAAGUCCUUCGUCAUCAUCCUUCCCAAGCCCUGUUUCAUCCCAUUAUGCUGCCAAUGCAAAUGGUAGUGCUGAUGCUAAUUCCCUCAUACCUUGGCUUAAAAAUUUAUCAUCCGGCUCGUCACCUGCUUCAUCCAAGCUCCCACACCAUAUUUACAUCCCUGGUGGCUCUAUAAGUGCUCCAGUCACCCCUCCCUUGAGUUCUCCUACUGCCCGGACCCCACGGAUGCAAGAUAAUUGGAAUGAACAAAUAUGUGGUUCUGUGUGGGGACAGCAAUACGCCUUCUUACCCUCGUCUACCCCACCUAGUCCCAGUCGUCAGACUCCCCCUGAUUCGGGGUGGCUGUCCGGUGUUCAAACUCCCCAAGAUGGGCCUUCAUCUCCAACCUUCAGCCUUGUUGCAUCAAAUCCAUUUGGCAUCAAAGAGCCACUUUCAAAUGGAGGAUCCCGCAUGUGGACUCCAGGGCAGAGCGGAGCAUGCUCCCCAGCUAUUGCAGCUGGUUUUGAUCAAACUGCUGAUGUCCCCAUGGCUGAUGCUGUUUCUGCUGAGUUUGCAUUUGGCAACAGUACCAAGGGACUGGUCAAGCCGUGGGAAGGGGAGAGGAUACAUGAGGAAUUCGUAUCCGAUGAUCUUGAGCUUACCUUAGGGAACUCUAAAACCAGAUAGGGAGUGAGUUUUAUGCGGAACAGAAUAUCAAUCUGUCAGUAUGUGUGCAUGAGCUGAUGUCCUUUUUGCAAAGAUGAAGUGAUUAUCUGUGUCAAUACUUCUGAAGGAUUAUUAAUUGGUGGAAUCAGUGAUGUUAUAAUGUAGAAUAGGGGAAAUAUUCUUUUUUUUUUUUCCAUUUAUUUUUUUAGAUCUUUUUCACCGUCUUAGAUAGUAAAGCUUAGAUAUUCAGUAUAAAUGGAUAUUCCAUGAGUGGCUCUUGAACUUUUUCCACCCAUUUUUCUUCCCUUUUUGCACAUUCUUUUUUCAUUUUACGGCAAUUUUUCGCCAUCUGCAGCCUAUACAAACACUCGUUACAUGUGAUUAUAGUUUGUAACUGGAAUCGGCUUGAAUGUGAAGGACGACUAUUGUGG
Messenger RNA from Coffea arabica (coffee), 1755 nucleotides. RefSeq names its product BES1/BZR1 homolog protein 4-like. The record is from RefSeq and is a predicted model, not a curated record. Gene Ontology annotation, molecular function: DNA-binding transcription factor activity. Gene Ontology annotation, biological process: DNA-templated transcription; brassinosteroid mediated signaling pathway. Lineage: Eukaryota; Viridiplantae; Streptophyta; Magnoliopsida; Gentianales; Rubiaceae.